Messenger RNA from Abrus precatorius (Indian licorice), 2039 nucleotides. RefSeq lists its product as uncharacterized. The record is from RefSeq and is a predicted model, not a curated record. Bases 187 to 1803 code for a protein of 538 amino acids. Lineage: Eukaryota; Viridiplantae; Streptophyta; Magnoliopsida; Fabales; Fabaceae. The transcript has 2 exons.
AAUCCCACUCUUUACUCCUUUCACGACCACCUCGUUACACACACAUUCGGAUAUGUGUGAGAGAGAAGACAACAUAAAAUUGACAUGCCCCAUACCCAACAACAUUGAACAUUUCGCUCAUUAUCUCUAUCACACUAACUAAGAUGCCACAUUUGCCAGAUCCAACGUUUUGAGGAGUUGUAUCCAAUGGUUAGUCUAAGAGAAUCGUGGUGUUUCUGCAAAGGGGUGACCAAGUCAGAGAAAAUGAAAGCAGCAAUUUUCUCUGCGAAAGGCCAAGCAAUGGCCACUAUCUCGGGUUCUUCCAAUCGGGUCGGAUUCUUGAUCCAUCGUAACCUCCUCUUGACCACCCACGCCAACCUCCCCUCCGCCGCCGCCGCUCACACCGCCCAGAUUCGCCUCCACAACAGCGUCGCUGCUACUCUCGUUCCCCAAAGGUUUUUCAUCACAAGUUCUGUAUUAGAUCUUACAAUAGUGGGUUUAGAUCAUGUGGAUGGAGAAUCAAAUUCCCAUAGUCAGUACCCUCACUACUUGAAGACAUGUAAAACCAAUCUGGAUCUGGGAAGUGUAGUUUACCUUCUAGGCUACACUGAGAAACAGGAGCUCACUGUUGGUGAAGGGAAGGUGGUCAUAGCCACUGACAAUCUCAUAAAACUGUCAACUGAUGGUAUUCCAUGGAACCCGGGUUCUGCAGGUUUUGAUGUACAUGGCAAUCUAGCAUUUAUGAUUUGUGAUCCUAUGAAAUUAGCCACAUCACCAAAUACUAAAUCCUCUUCAACUUCUUCAUCCGCAUCAUCGUCGAUGAAGGAUCUUCCCAUGCAAUUUGGUAUACCAAUACCUGUAAUAUGUGAUUGGUUAAACCAGCAUUGGGAAGGUAGCCUUGAUGACCUUAACAAUCCAAAAUUACCACUCAUUCGAUUGAUGUCUACUGGGCCAAGGAGUGAGCAUUCAUGUUCUUCCUUCACACUGGGGCAAGUUUUCAAGUCCCCGGAGGCUGAUAAUGAUGACACUCCUUCUUCAUCAAACAAUGUGAAGUCAAGGGAUCAGGGUCAAAGUUCUUCUGCUGUUGCUUACACUGCUGACGAAGAAAGCAUGAUCAAUAAUCCAAAUGCAGGGCAUGUGCAGGGAAUUCCCACUCCAGAAAUAUAUGAAUCAGCAAGAGUAAAUGCUGCACCACUCAGAAAAAAUGAAAAUACACAAAAACAGCUUUUGGACAUCAAUUUUCCACCGAGAAUUGCUCAACCUAUAGUUUUGUCACAAUCAACUGAAAAACUGCGUCCAAAGUCGGCUGAAAUUUUUGUCAAGGAUCCUUUACCUGAAAACCGUUUAGGAGAACAAAGCCAAGACAGAAGAACAACAACUCCUAGCGAAGAAGUUGCCUCAACAGGUUCUAUUAAUGCAGCACAAAGUAUGGUUCAGUCCAGUUCAUCUCCCAUACAAGCAUCAGAGAUGAACAAUGAAUAUAGUAGUGAUGGAGAGACAAUGUACUCGGCUGAAACUGCUGAGAGUCGCAAUUAUACAACACCUAGAGAGGUUAACUGUCAACAAGUGGGAAGGAGUCAGAGUUGUGUUAGUUACAAUAGAUUUGGUACUGCACAAAGGAACCAAGCUUCUCACCGGACAAUGGUAGAAAACCAUAGGAGCUUCCUUCAUGGGAAGAAGAUGCAUUCUCAGGGAGCAACUUCACAGAGAAGUAAUGACUAUUUUAGUCCAACUGUAUCAUCAAUUAUGAAGCGCAACUCUGAGCACACUAUCAGACCCCGGCAAACUCCUGUUCAUUCUUCUUCACCUAAAUGGGUGUUUUGAUUCACACUUCAUAUACGAUAAGAAAAGAAAAAGACAAGAAAAAAGAGAGGAGUAUAGUAAUAUUUUUUUGUCUCUAUCAAUGCACUGCUAAAUUUCCAUAUCUAUCUACUAACACUUUUUCGAGUAACAUGUGCAGAGACCAGCUAUGGUGUAUAAGAAAUUUCAGCCAAAAUGUAGAUUUCUUCAAAUCAAAGUGACUGAUGUUGAUUAUUUAUUCCAUAUUGGAAACAUUUCUC